GACGUCGGGCCCGGGAUGGAAUCGAAUUGAGAUCAAAAGAAGAUCAGACGAUCAACGCCCGACAGCUGAUUCAUUGUACGUGUGUCGGCAAAAAUCGAAGUAUUUCCAAGGGAUAUAUACAUCAGUCGGCGACCGUCUGAUGGCCUGAGGGCCUCUGCACGAUGACUGACAGACGCCGGACGGAGCUUGUCAUGAGACACGUACAACGAAUCCGAUGUUGGGCGAAGCCCGAUGAUACAAAAUGUCCCGUUGACCGUGCGAUCAUCGGCCGGGCGCCAGGACAUCGGACACAUCGACGGGCGAACGGAUUAUUUGUGACUGAGACAUAAAUCACAUAUGGCUGAAGGGGCUGUUCGACAUUACACGGACUGGACUCCAAGGUUAAUCAGGCGAUCAAGAUAUGCGUAUGAGCAUGAAUCCCGGGAAACAAGCAACAUAAUGAAUAUCCUGGGGUAUGGACCCGAGAUCAGACAGAAACGCCGAGAACAUUUCAUAGAGAGAGAUAGGCUGUUAAAUACACGGAGAGAGGACUUUUCGUGUACGAGCAUCACCGCGGGGAGCAAAGCGGAGGGACUGACCCGUUUAUUCGAGAGCGAUAAUGACACAAUAUUAGUGUUACCAUAUGUUGUGUGUUUGGAAAACUGUUUUGACCAAAGCAAUAUUCCUUGUCACUUCACUAUAUUAGAAAUGAAUUUCCAAAACACUAGUGCGGGAUAUUGUAGAGUACUACUUGAGAGACUUGCUCCUGUAGGCGUUUCUGCUAUUUCCGAUUCCUUAUGUGAAAAUGAACGUGGCAAACCUAUAUUAAGCAGUUCACUGUUUGUAGAAGCAGAGUUCAGAGACGCAUCGCGUGUAUCCGGUACAGUCAUCCAUCAACGUGCUGGUCCAUCGUUGCCAUGGUCUAAUGGUGCCUAUAAAGCCGAUAGUGUAUACGCCAUUCGCUGUCACUGUCCAAACAUAUUGCAGACAUGGGCUAAUCGAACUCGUCACUGGCCACCAUCAGAUAUUGUAGAGAAAGUGGUUGCGAUGGGAGCUUUUGUUACUCCGAUUGGGUUUAAAAGAAGCGAACACAACCAUGUGGAAUGGAGGAUAUGUUUUAAUACUGGAGAGACGGAACUUGUUAAUAAUCUGAACGACACUCAGAUCAAAUUAUAUAUGUUGCUAAAAAUGAUCGCUAAGGAUAUACUGAAACCUCAGAAAAAAGAAAUCACAUCGUACACCAUGAAAAAUAUCGUAUUAUGGCUAGCUGAGAACAACAAAUCCUCUUUGUUCCAUUCCGGAAGUUUGUUUUAUUGGCUCCAUGAGGGACUUGAUAUAUUACGAACCGCUAUAUCCACAAGGCAACUGCCUUACUAUAUGAUACCUAAGAGAAAUCUUAUGGCAACAUCUGAACUGAACAAUGAGCAGCAGCUUCUGUGGGGGAGGACUAUACAGGACAUGAUUGAGGAAGGUCCGCGAAUAUUACUCAGGUUAGAUAAAUUCCGCAAGGCAGUUAUUGGGUACCCGGAACCACUUCUGUGGUACAGCAAGAUGAGGACUGAACUGGAGAUGUGGCAGUUGAAGUUAUUCAACAGACAGCUUCAAUGCGAGGUCACGAACUCAAUGGUUUUUGAGACUGACACUAUCGUGCAGACAUUCAAAAAACGUACUAAUGAGAUAUUACAAGAGGUUGCGUGGCGUAUGGUUCUUGAUGGCAGUUCGUUAGAUGUAGAAGUAUUUGAGAUGAUGCUAAGCUAAGGACGUAUUUAAAAUGUAUCGAUAGAACAGUUUAAUAUGUACAAAUUUUUUUGUGUGUGAACACAAUGACUCAGUUUUAUGCGAGAUCAAUAAUAGGGAGUUUUAAUUGAAUCAUAUUUUCAGAAAGUUUAUAUAGAUUCAUCCAAGUCCCUUGCUUUUUUAAAUCAGCGUUUGGUGAUAAUGGCUGAUUAUUUGUAACGACGUUUUUAUAUAAUUCGAGGGGAAAGACUUUGACUAUUUAACUAUGGUAAAAAAAUAUGUUUACAUAUGAAUAAUCAAUCAAAUAAUAUCAGUGCUACCAUUUUAACAUGUUGGUCCCUUUUAAUUAUUUAAUAGUUUGUUACUUACAUGUAGUAAUACAAAUUUUCUUUAGUGUGGAAUCAGCAACAUAAAGCCAACGUUAAAAGGUUAUCUGAUAUAAGCACGAAUACUGGUUGCUAUUCAAGAAUGGGUGUGAAUGCUUUCACUUAUAAAGCUUAUAUUGGAUGUUUUUUUACAUAGAUUGUAUCAUUCAUAUGGAAAAAUGCUUUCCUAACUAUUACAACGUUAAUGACAUGUCAAGGACCCACAAACAAGCUGAAAAUUCGUAAGUUAUUCGACAAAACUUAUAUACAAUUUGAUAAACAAUGAGGUAAAGGUCCUCGAUGGCCCCAAAGUACUGCGUUAAUAAUACACAUACAAGUGGCUUUUAGAGCGGAGAGACCUGUUUUCUAAGAUGUGUCUGGUGAAAUAGUGUUUGGACUCACUUGACACACAGUUGGCCUAGAUUUAAAAAAGAUAAACAUAAAAAAGUCGAAUAUCUUUACCUAGUUUGUUGAUUAGUAAAAAAUAUAAUUAACUUAUAUUCAUCAAUAUUGAGUAAUAAAUGUGGCGUUUAGAGUGAUAACAGCGGUUUGAAUACGAUUUUAUUUGGUGAAUUAGGUUUUGAAUGCACGUGAUCCGUAGUAUUUUUUGAUAUAGAAAUUCUCCAUUAUAAACAUUCAGAGUUUUAAAAUUGAGUCAUACAUAUGGCUUAUAGUUCGGUUAAAUUAUGUGUUCGGUGAUUUUAGAUGGUUACCUAAUGUUUAUACGCCAAAUAAUACGCUUGAAAAGCUAUUUUCAAUAUAAAUAAUCUGACCAAGUUUCACCUAGAUCGGAUGCAAAAUGUGGCACUUUAAACUUUUUUGUUUUUGACACUCGCCUGGUAUUGACUGAAAACUAUUAAAAGGAUUAUUGAAUUGGAGCAUUUU
Dreissena polymorpha is the source of this 2966-nucleotide messenger RNA. RefSeq lists its product as uncharacterized. Bases 337 to 1737 code for a protein of 466 amino acids. The transcript is spliced from 3 exons. NCBI's taxonomy places the organism in Eukaryota, Metazoa, Mollusca, Bivalvia, Myida, Dreissenidae. The record is from RefSeq and is a predicted model, not a curated record.